GUACAGUCAUCUGGAGGGAGGGGGAGGUAGACAGUUCUUAGCAUCAGUUAGUCAUCACUGUAACUUUCUGCAGCCAGAAGAGCAGAACUCGAAGCUUAAAUGGAUUUUGUCCCACGUUUGUCACUCUGGUGGAUUUUCUUUGGAUACCUCUGCUUUGCUGCUUCUGGAGCUGAACCGUACCAGAAAAACAUCGCAGCUGAUUCUGGGCAGGACGUCAUUCUGCCAUGUCAAGCUCAAAACUACAACAAAGAAAAUUUCCAGUGGAACAGAACUGACUUGGGAGAUGAAGAAUAUGUCUUUUUGCAUCGAGACAAUCUGUCUGUAUUAGAAAAUCAACAUUCAUCUUUUAAGAACCGGGUGGAUCUCCAGGACAGACAGAUGAAGGAUGGAGCUUUGUCUUUGAUUCUGAAGAAUGUGACGACUAAUGACACUGGAACAUACGAGUGUGGUGUUUUUAUAAAUGGAACAAAUGACCCCAUCAGCAUCAUCUCCCUGAGUGUUGAUCCUCCAGGUCAGACAGGAGGACACACAGAGGAUGGAGGGAAGGAGGAUGGAUCUGUUGGACUGAUCGCUGGUCCGUCACUUUCUGCUGUUUGUGGGGUUUUUUCUAUCUACAGAAAACAAACAACGAGCCUCCCACUGAGAUGCAGCCAGUUUGAAAUGUCUGAAUUUUCCCAACUAAAGUCUAAAGUCUCCUGCUGCUCCUCAGAGUUCACACUACUUUCAGUAGCCCAUCUCUGGUGGCCACACAUGGGAGCACAGCUGACACACAUGAACCUAACGACAGGACAGGAGACGUGAAACUAAAUACACUGACAUUGAAUACAGACUUUCAAAGUAAAACAGGAAACAUGGAGAUUAGACAUGACAUGAACUUAACAUAACUGUACAGACAUGAAACCAGGGAGACUGAGUACAGGGGAAGAUGGCAGAAACGACAACAUGACUUGGCAACAUAAGACACACAGACAUAAACACAUGAAGGGCAAGGGAGACUUAAUACAAGGGUAAUAUAAGGACAAAUGGGCUAGAAUACUUAAUGAACCGAAACAAACAAUAAACAUCAAAAUAGACUAAAACUCAAAACACUGGGUCGCACGACCCAGGACCAUGACAUAUAGAUUCCCUUAUUUAAGUCACAACUCAAAACCUACUUGUUUAAACUGGCUUACUUGCUUCAACACAGAUUUUAAUUGCUGUCAAAUUGUGUUUUUUGUCUUGUUUUUUUAUUUUGUUGUUCAUUUUGUUUAGGCCCUGAGCCAUUUCAAACCUAACUGGUGUAAUGUUACAUGCUUAGUCAUACAGUUAAAAGGAGCUUAUUUUCAUUUUUUCAUGAGUAUCUCCUUUGCUGUUACAGAAGUCUGAGCUCAUUUGUUUACAGUAAAUUUUCAUCCUUCUGAUUAAAGUGAAUUAGACCAUCUUUGCUGUAAACCAUGUCAUGUUCAUGGCUCACUGACUUUAUCUCUUCAAUAACAUUUGAUCACGUGUAUGCAAAUCUGCAACUCUAGGAACUUCAUAAGCAGCCUUAGAAAGCUGUUAAAACUCAGUAGACCCGAGCUGCGCUGUGUCAUUAAUGUGCUCCAGUAAAGACUGAAGGCCCUGUUAGGUUUGAGUUUUUUAGUUCAAGCUCAGAGAAACACAGCAACAACUGCCACCUUAAGUCUAUGUCAAGUUCCUGCAUUGGAAAACUACAUAAUGGGAAAUUACCAGGAUCUGCAAGAAACAGGAACUAUAUCAGUACUGUUAGCUGGAUGAGUCAUGGCUUAUAAUUACUGAGGAGUCUGAGGGAGACAGACACACACUGACCACAACAAAAUGUAAUUAAAGAAACACAAACACAUGUAAGUGACAACAAGUCCAUGGGUAACUUGGCUGCAGAGUUAGUGUGAGUGAGAACAAACCCCAACAUAUUACAAACCCAGCAGUUUUCCAGACUGGGAUUUUUUUUACUUCCUUAUUGGAAACAGGACAACUGUUAUAUUUGCAAGUGCAUCUUAUUAGAUUCUGUAACAGUUUUAAUAGCUUGCAAAUCUAGACGAGGGAAUAAAUGGAAUAAAACAUGGA
Messenger RNA from Oreochromis aureus, 2064 nucleotides. RefSeq names its product ICOS ligand-like. The coding region runs from base 100 to 801 and encodes 233 amino acids. The transcript is spliced from 3 exons. The record is from RefSeq and is a predicted model, not a curated record. NCBI's taxonomy places the organism in Eukaryota, Metazoa, Chordata, Actinopteri, Cichliformes, Cichlidae.